AUGCCUGGACUCCCGUCCACCGUAGACCUUGACGAGUGCAUCUCGCGGCUGUCGAGAAAAGAGCUGCUGGCCGAGUCGGUGGUCGAGGCGAUAUGCGCAAAAUCAAAAGAGCUGCUCAUGAAGGAGAGCAACGUGGUGCACAUCAGGGCCCCCGUCACCGUUGUCGGUGACAUCCACGGCCAGUUCUUCGACAUGAUGGAGAUUUUCAAGAUUGGCGGGCCCUGUCCAGAUACAAACUACCUGUUCCUGGGCGACUAUGUCGAUCGCGGCCUCUUCUCCGUCGAAACCAUCUCGCUCCUCGUCUGCCUCAAGCUGCGCUACCCGCAUCGCGUCCACCUCAUCCGCGGCAACCACGAGUCCCGGGGCGUCACGCAAUCCUACGGCUUCUACACGGAAUGCUCGCGCAAAUACGGCAACGCCAACGUGUGGCACUAUUUCACCGACAUGUUCGACUUCCUCACCCUCUCCGUAGUCAUCAACGACCAGAUCUUCUGUGUCCACGGCGGCCUGUCCCCCUCGAUACAUUCCAUCGACCAGAUCAAGAUCAUCGACCGCUUCCGUGAGAUACCCCACGAAGGGCCCAUGGCGGACCUCGUCUGGAGCGACCCCGACCCCGAACGCGACGAAUUCUCGCUUAGUCCACGAGGAGCUGGAUAUACGUUUGGAGCGCAGGUGGUGAAGAAAUUCCUCGAGGUCAACGCCAUGUCGCACAUCUUGCGCGCCCACCAGCUCUGCCAGGAAGGCUUCCAGGUCUUGUUUGACGACAGGCUUAGUACUGUUUGGAGCGCACCAAACUACUGCUAUCGAUGCGGGAAUAUGGCCAGCGUGCUAGAAGUUAGUGACACUGGCGAGCGCUUUUUCAACGUCUUCGAUGCGAGCCCGGAUAAUGACGUGCAUCGAGCAGAGCAACAACAGCAGCAGGGCAAGGAGGUGACGACUGAGUAUUUCCUAUGA
Dothidotthia symphoricarpi CBS 119687 is the source of this 954-nucleotide messenger RNA. RefSeq names its product Ser/Thr protein phosphatase-like protein catalytic subunit. Gene Ontology annotation, cellular component: FAR/SIP/STRIPAK complex. Lineage: Eukaryota; Fungi; Ascomycota; Dothideomycetes; Pleosporales; Dothidotthiaceae. The coding region runs from base 1 to 954 and encodes 317 amino acids. The transcript is spliced from 3 exons. Gene Ontology annotation, biological process: peptidyl-serine dephosphorylation. Gene Ontology annotation, molecular function: protein serine/threonine phosphatase activity. The record is from RefSeq and is a predicted model, not a curated record.